GUUGAAUGACGUCAUUCUGAAUACCUCUAUUUCGCAAAAAAUGUAUUGAUCUAUUUAUAACUGGGAAAAAUACACACCCACAAAAUAUCAUGACGUUUAUAAAAGCUUUGAAAGAUUAACUAAAUAUAUUUAUUUCUACAGAGAUCUUAAUUAAAUUCUAAGUAAUUAAUAAGUUACAAGUGCUCAGAAAAACGAUAAAUUAUCUCCCUUCGCAGGUGGAAAGCGACAUCUAGUGAGCGCUUUGUCGACGUUACGAGCGUGUCAAGAUGACGGCAAUCAAGACACUGACCACACUUAUUUGUCUGCUUUUGAUUUACGGCCAUGAAAUUGAAGGAAGAAAAGUUCUGUUGCAGGAUGUCAAUGUGAUCACUUUAAACCAUGGACAAAUGACAACUGCGAAAAGAUCUUCACCGGUUCCCCAGUUAAAAUGCACUGGUGGAUCAGCAGGAUGUCGGUCCUUCAUUCCACAGACUGUCCAGUGUUACAACCGAGGUUGGGACGGCUACGAUAUUCAGUGGGAAUGUAAAACGGACAUGGACAAAAAGUAUCGCUUUGGACAGAUUGUUGUUUCGUGCGAAGGCUACGACUAUGCUGACGACCCUUACAUCCUAGCUGGCUCUUGCGGUCUGGAAUACGACAUUGACUACGUAAACCAGAAAAGCUCUGGCAGUUACUUCAAUCAUUACUCGUCGAAACGCGAAUCGGGUUUGGGUUUUGGCUCAAUUUUCACUUUCCUCUUUGUUAUUAUGAUUAUCUUCUUCGUGUAUCGUACUUGUUUUGCAACACCUACCGAUCCAUCAUCUUUUCCUGGAGGCGCACAAAGCGGGCCAACUCCAAGUGGUCCUCCACCGCCAUACGGUUUCAGAUCCGAUUACUGCUCAGGCCAGAGUGCCCCACCCCCGUACAGCUCCUCAACUCACAGUAAUAAUGGACAGCAACCAGGAUUUUUCAGUGGUCUUGCUUCUGGUGCACUUCUCGGCUACCUUUUUGGAAAUAGAGGUGGUUACCACUCGAACUCUUAUUACAGCGAUGGCUAUCAAAGAGAUUGGUUUGGGUCACCAACAGGUUACCAUUCUGGUCCCACGAGUAGCUUCAGCAGCUCCGAAACUCGAACAGCCUCUGGAUUUGGUGGAACUAAACGCCGUUAAAAGAUCUGUCUUAAACUGUGAAAUAUUUGAAAUUUAUCCUUGUUUUUUUGUUUGUUUGUUUUUUGCCUUACCUGUGUACCAAUUACGGCAUAACAAUCUUGUUUUACCUUUAAUAUACAAUUAUAUUUGAAAAUAUUCCAUCAGAUUGUUUAUAUAGAUGUGACAUUUUACUUUAUUAUCCCCAAUUUCACAGUACCCCCGCCUCUUACCAUCCUGUUGAGCAACAAUUAAUUCCGAUAAACAAAACUUACCUUUUUCCUUUUUUUUUUUUCUAAAACAGAAAUUUUGAAUAUUAUAUUUUUUUGUCAUU
Messenger RNA from Octopus bimaculoides (California two-spot octopus), 1458 nucleotides. RefSeq names its product store-operated calcium entry-associated regulatory factor. NCBI's taxonomy places the organism in Eukaryota, Metazoa, Mollusca, Cephalopoda, Octopoda, Octopodidae. The record is from RefSeq and is a predicted model, not a curated record. Gene Ontology annotation, biological process: regulation of store-operated calcium entry. Gene Ontology annotation, cellular component: endoplasmic reticulum membrane.